GUGAUUUUGAAUUUAAAUUUUUCGGCCAAUCUGAUUAUAUAAAUACCGUAUAAGAUGCUGAACUAAUCAUUAGUCAGGGUUUAUUUAUCCAGAAGACAACACCAAACAGCAUCAUGAAAUUCUUAGUUUUGGCUCUUGCUCUUAUCGGCGCCGCUUCAGCCGGAUACGUCGCUCCAGUCGCCCAUGGAUACGGAUGGGGAAAUGGACUCGGUUAUGCCGGUGGUUUGGGAUGGGGACAUGGAGUCGGUUAUGCCGGUGGAUUGGGAUGGGGACAUGCUGCCUACUCUGCUCCAGUUGUUAGCCAUGCCGUCGCUGCUCCAGUUGUAAGCCACGCCGUUGCUGCUCCAGCUGUUGCUGCUUAUUCUGCCCCAGCUAUUGCUGCUCAUGCUGUUGCUGCUCCAGUCGUCAGCCACGCUGUUGCUGCCCCAGCUAUUGCCGCUCAUGCCUAUGCUGCCCCAGCUAUUGCUGGACACGCUAUCGCUGCUCCAGUUGUAUCCCACGGAUACGGAUGGGGAAGCCAUGCCUACGCCGCUCCAGCUUGGGGAUAUGGUGGUCUCUGGAAGAAGAAGGCUGCUCACUAAAUUCUUGGACUGACUAUGCAAAUAAACGACUUGAUAAUUUAA
Molecule: messenger RNA, 623 nt
Organism: Hermetia illucens (black soldier fly)
Lineage: Eukaryota; Metazoa; Arthropoda; Insecta; Diptera; Stratiomyidae
Product: cuticle protein 16.5-like
Exons: 2
Coding region: 114-581 (155 amino acids)
Source: RefSeq, a predicted model, not a curated record